Molecule: messenger RNA, 1875 nt
Organism: Prunus armeniaca (apricot)
Lineage: Eukaryota; Viridiplantae; Streptophyta; Magnoliopsida; Rosales; Rosaceae
Source: the annotation of a GenBank genome assembly
AUGGAGGGUAGGAUGAAGAAGUACUCACAAGUGAGUCCUGAGAGGGCUAAAGUGUGGACUGAGAAGUCGCCUAAAUACCAUCAGAAUCGCAAAGUCCCUGUGGUUUACUAUCUCUCUCGAAAUCGACAGCUUGAACACCCUCAUUUCAUGGAGGUUACUGUAACCUCUCCUCAAGGGCUCUACCUCAGAGAUGUGAUUAAUAGGCUUAAUGCUCUGAGGGGCAGAGGCAUGGCUUCCAUGUAUUCAUGGUCUUCUAAGAGAAGCUAUAAGAAUGGGUUCGUUUGGCAUGAUCUCUCUGAAGAUGAUCCGAUUCUUCCGGCCCAUGGAAAUGAGUACGUCCUCAAGGGUUCUGAGCUCUUUGAAGAAUCUAAUUCAGAUCGUUUUAGCCCUGUGGCAAAUAUAAAAAUCCAGAACUUGAAACAACCACCAGAGCCAGCAUCUUCUAGAAGCCAAGAUGAUUCUUCAUCCUCUUCGAGUUUGAAUGGAAAGGAAACAAAGCAUUCUCAAGAAGAUGAGCUCUCUCCUCCAGUUCAACGUCCCGAAGGCUCUUCCAGUGCGUCUCCCGAGUCUACAGUUGGAAAGAGUUCUUCUUGGGGGGGUUCUCUGAGCUUGACAGAGUACAAGGUUUACAAGAGUGACGGUUUAGCUGAUGCUUCUACGCAGACUGAAGAAAAUGUGAACAAACCUAAAGCUCAAGAAACAUGUACAAGGGGUGUUUCCACUGAUGAUGGGUCAUUAGAACCUGAUAGUAGUUAUUACCAAAACAGAGUUCCAUGUGAGAAAGAGAACUCUGAGAUUUGCAGUGAUUCGGUUUCUCCUCCUCCAUCUUCCUCUAGUGCAUCUUCAUCGGGUGGGAAGACUGAAACUCUGGAAUCACUUAUUAGGGCCGAUGCUAGUAAAAUUAACAGUUUUAGAAUUCUUGAAGAGGAAGACAUUCGAAUGACAAACAAUCCAAGGGCCAAGGCUACUAAUGUACUUAUGCAACUCAUCUCAUGUGGGUCAAUAUCAGUGAAGGAUCACCGUUUUGGUCUUAUUCCAACAUACAAGCCCAGGUUUUCCCAUUCCAAAUUUCACUCCCCAUUAUUUUCCACUAAGGUAAUGUUGGGAGAGCUAGACUGCCUAUCAGACAAUCCGAGGCUAAGGGGUUCGAGAUUGGAAGAGAAAGAAUAUUUUAGUGGGAGCUUGAUUGAGACUAAAAUGCUCAAGGACGAAGAUGGACGCUCAGCUCUAAAGCGAUCAUCUUCAUACAAUGCUGACAGGAGUUGUAGGAAGCCAGAUUCAGUAGAGGACAAAGAGGACAAAGAGGAGUCUACCUCAGGACGUUCAAAAUGCAUCCUAAGAUCAAUCAAGGCGUCACUCAAUAAGCAACCACGAAGUGAAUCUAUGAGAUCACCUAUUUCUGACAAACCAAGGAACUCCUCAGAUGGAGUUGAUUGUGCACAAAUCAAUACCCACUGUGCAUCCAAUGGAGCUAGUAAAAGAAUCACAGGGCCUUCAUCUCUUAAAAAGCAAUCAAACAGGCUUGCUUCAGGAGCUCGGGUUAUAAUCCAAUCGAGAACACCGUUCGAUACUACUGCAAACAGUUCCUCUUGCAGCAUGGUGCUGCUAUUAGCACCAAAGAUUUAUUCUAGCGUUUCAAAUUUUUCUGAGGAAAUCCCUUUUGGACGUGGACAUUGGGAUUCAACAUCUCAUAGGAUUCCCUUGCCUUGUGGUAAAGUGGUUGACUCUCAAUGCCCAAAGGUCCUUUGGACUGUCAUUUCCCAAAGCCGAAAAGGUCCUUUCAAAAGGUCAAAGCAGCUUACUUUGGGGUUUGGUGCAUGCGUUGGUGCAUAUAAUAAUGCCAUUGUUCCUUCCUUGGGAGUGGUGGAUUUCUAA